Penicillium longicatenatum is the source of this 735-nucleotide messenger RNA. RefSeq lists its product as uncharacterized. Lineage: Eukaryota; Fungi; Ascomycota; Eurotiomycetes; Eurotiales; Aspergillaceae. The coding region runs from base 1 to 735 and encodes 244 amino acids. The transcript has 2 exons. The record is from RefSeq and is a predicted model, not a curated record.
AUGAUCGAUCUAACGGCCAACCUGGCUGAGGAUGUGAAAACCUUCGUUACCUUAUGCCUGACCAAAGCUCCUCUCAACCGAUGGAAACCUGAGAUCCAAAAGUUGAUCUCUGAUGAAUUGCUGGAAUCUAAAGAGCGAUGUUUUCGUUGGGCAGAGCUGCAAAUCAUGGCACUUGAGAGAUACCGCAAGGAAAGCCAAAUUAAAGAGGCUCUUAAGACAAUCCCUCAGACGCUGGAGGACACUUAUCGCAAAGUUCUAGACAACAUUGAUUCAGAUGAUGAGAAAACAGCACGCGACAUUUUUGUUGUAAUCUGUCUUUCAUCCGUACUUUUUGAUGCGCAGACGGUCGCCAGUAUGGUGGAGCUGAGCUUCCCCGAAGACAUUGUCAAGAUCUGCACAACAUCGUUGAAAACUAUAUUGAAUGAAAAUGUCCAGCUAGCCCAUUUUUCAGUACAGGGGUUCCUCAUUGUUCCAGAGGAAGGUCGUCAACAUCAUCCAUGUCAAUUUUCUAUCACCGAUGGCCAUAGGAAUCUCACUGGAAAAUCCGUGGAUAUUCUUCUUCAGCAGAUCGAGGUCUUGACCCAAGCUGGUGCAGAAAAAAACCUCCCGUUCUUAUAUGCGGCGAAACAUUGGAACACCCAUAUGAAUGCUGCAGGUGGCAUUGAUCAAUUGUCUCCAGACUUACAAGCCAAGAUCAACCGUCUCUUUACCGGAUCCAAUGUUUAUAUUAUCUAA